Messenger RNA from Nematolebias whitei (Rio pearlfish), 2321 nucleotides. RefSeq names its product EI24 autophagy associated transmembrane protein (gene ei24). The transcript is spliced from 11 exons. The coding region runs from base 200 to 1222 and encodes 340 amino acids. Gene Ontology annotation, cellular component: endoplasmic reticulum. Gene Ontology annotation, biological process: macroautophagy. The record is from RefSeq and is a predicted model, not a curated record. Lineage: Eukaryota; Metazoa; Chordata; Actinopteri; Cyprinodontiformes; Rivulidae.
UCUGUUUUCGUCGGCCCUGGCUGGAUCAGUGUUUGUUGUGGUCACAUUAAAGAGGCAUAAAGGUAUUAAAAAAUAAGGUUGUAACCCCGAACGUAUCGCAUGAGGUUACUGUGUGAACCCCUCCCUACCAUGAGAGCAGACCACCAGGUCAUCAGCCCCCCUUCCUUCUGCAGUUGAUGGAUCUACAGCUGGCCCAGAGAUGACAGACAGCGUCAGGACCUUCCUCCAGCAUGUUGCAACGGGGGUCAAGGACUCCAUACUGGGGAUUGGAACAAUCUCCAAGCUGGACGCCCGCAUCCAGCAGAAAAGAGAGGAGCAACGGAGAAGAAGGGCCAGUGGAGCCCUUGCACAGAGGCGGGCACAGAGUGAAGAACGUAAACCAGACAAUGAGUCAAAAGUAGCCAGCAGGAUUUUUCAGUGCUGUGCCUGGAAUGGAGGAGUUUUCUGGCUCAGUCUGUUUCUCUUCUAUCGGGUCUUCAUCCCAUUGCUGCAGACGCUCACAGCAAAAAUCAUUGGUGACCCCUCCCUCCAUGGCACUGUGUGGUCCUGGCUGGAAUUCCUCCUCACCUCCGUCUUCAGCGCUCUCUGGGUUCUUCCCCUGUUCGUCCUCAGCAAGAUCGUCAACACCAUCUGGUUCCAGGAUAUCGCCGACCUUGCGUUUGAAGUGUCUGGCUGCAAAGCUCAGCCGUUCCCCAGCAUCAGUAAGAUCAUUGCAGACAUGCUCUUUAACCUCCUCCUCCAGGCGCUCUUCCUCAUUCAGGGUAUGAUAGUUAGUCUUUUUCCCAUCGAUGCCAUCGGACAGAUGGUUAGCCUCCUCCACAUGUCUCUGCUCUACUCCCUCUACUGCUUUGAGUAUCGCUGGUUCAACCACGGCAUCGAGAUGCAUCAACGUCUGUCCAACAUUGAGAGGAACUGGCCAUAUUACUUUGGUUUUGGUUUACCCAUGGCUCUGCUGACUGCCAUGCCCUCUUCAUACAUCAUCAGUGGCUGCUUGUUCUCCAUCCUGUUUCCUUUGUUCAUCAUCAGCGCCAAUGAAGCAAAGACACCAACAAAGCUGUACCACUUCCAGCUACGUCUCUUCUCUCUGGUUGUGCUGAUCAGCAACAAGCUGUUCCACAAGACGGUCCACCUGCAGUCCUCUCUGACGUCAUCGGCCUCAUCGGAGAAGCUGUCCUCACCCCAAACGUCCCCAAACCGCCAGAGACUGUCGCCAACGCGCUGAUGCUGAUGGAUCCACGUCAAGUGGAGAAGAUCUCAACCAAUGUGUGGCUUCAACAGAUGUACAAAAAGUCCUUCUUCCAGAAGGAUUGCCCUUACUGACAGUGAUGUGCAAUGAUGAACGAAGGGUUUACGUCUUGGUUUCCUUUUUCUGCUCCUUUGCUUUUUCAUGUCCAGCUCCAGUCACUCAUUCUUUACAUGUAACAAUGAAACUCUUUUUCCCAAACAAAGCUCUAAGCUUUUGGUAUUUUCUUUCACUGUGAGUGUUUUCUGUGCCAUUGGAAUGACUUUAAUACAUUACAACACGGGCGAUCCCAUGGUUUUAAUGCUUACGCACCAAUGACUAAAGAACUGAUUUUCUUUAGAAAGGAGCUCUUUUAAUCCCAAACGCUCAACUCGGUGCGUUUUCUCUUCCACGUGCAUUUUCUCUGUUGCAGCCGACGGUCUUUCCUCGCAGACACGAGGCUUUCUUGCACAUGCCUGCUGGUGUCCGAUCAGUUUCACAAGCGGACUUGUUCUUAUUAUUUUGAUGGAGCUCAUUCAGUUUCCAGUGUGAUUUCUUGUCGUUUCAGGAGCUGCUACAAAAGGAACUGGUUACUUUUUGUGAAGGAAACCAAAUAAAAGUCACUUUGUAUGUUGACAGAAGUGUUGUCCCAAAUCCCAGUUUGUCCCCACUGUCUGAUGAUGUAGUUGUUGGGGUGACACCAGCCACGGCAAAGUUGCACAGCAGAUUGUGACGGUUUGUGUAUGUAUGUAAUAAGACACUGCCAAACCACUGCAUUUAGUUUUGUUUCUCUUUGACCACUGCAACACGUCCUCUAGUUAAUGCCUUUAAAUCUUAACAAAGGUUCACCGUGGUCCUCUUCCCUCCUAGUGAGCUGAUGCAAAUGUGUCCAAUCCCUAAAGAUUGAUUGAUUGUUGGAUUUUUGUCCUGUACGUCAUGUCGACACCUCUCACCUGCAGCCCUGUCCUCACCUGGUUCCUCAUCAGAGCUGGUGGUUGUGGGUAAGAGCAGUGAUGUGGAACUGUGCGCUUUGUGCAGACUGGUGGUUGUGAGGUUUUUGUAAAAGUAAUGCAUCUAAUUUCAAUAAAAAUGAUCAGUA